Messenger RNA from Paramecium octaurelia, 895 nucleotides. Lineage: Eukaryota; Ciliophora; Oligohymenophorea; Peniculida; Parameciidae. The record is from the annotation of a GenBank genome assembly.
AAAAUCUGUGUGAUGUUGACAGAGGGCGUGUAGAUAAAUUCUGGACAUUAAAGCAUGAUCCAUGAUAUUAAAUACGAUUAUUACGGUGACAAAUUAGCAAGCUGCGGAAGCGAUGGAUAUAUCAAUGUCUAUGACGUGUCAAAAAAAUAAUAAGUUGCUUAAAUUAAGACGUACUUAGUUUGAGUAUUAAAAAUAGUCGUGAUUCUCCUUUAUUUUCAAUAUCUUGGUCACAUCCUAGAUUUGGCAACGUGAUAGCAACGUCAUCCUAUGAUGGAGAAAUAUCAAUAUAUAGAGAAUAAAAGGAGUGGUCGAAAGUGGCUAGUUAUUAGAAUGAGGGCAGUGUUAAUUGUGUUUAAUUUAUGCCAAGAGAAUUACUUUUGGCCUGUGGCACAUCAGAUGGAUUUGUUAUAUUAUUAGAUAAUAACAAGAAUUGGGAUGUCGAUAAUAAAUGGUAAGCACAUGAAUCAACAAUACAUGGAUUAUGUUGGAACUAGGAUGGUUCAUUAUUGGCAACAUGCAGCGCUGAUAAAUUGAUUAAAAUCUGGGAAUUCACUAACGAUAAUAAGCCAUAAUUGAAAUACACAAUCCAAUGUCAUUUAGAUGUAGUGAAAGAUGUCCAAUUUCAUCCUUUACUAAAUAUCCUUGUUUCGGGAGGAGAUGUAAACAUCUAUAAUUAAUUGCAUAGGACGGGAAACUUAUAAUCAAUAGAUUGGAUAAUAAUAAGGUUGUUGAAAUUCAAGAUAUCCAAUAUAAUAUGACCAUCUGGAGAGUAUCAUUCAAUAUGUUGGGUAAUUUGAUGACUGUGAAUGGAGAAAGUAAUGGUUAGAGUAAAACUCAAACACUAAAAUAAGAGAUUAAUUGUUAAUACAGUACAAUUGAUUGCUAUUGUUAUUGA